AUGCGGACAUUGCUCAUCUCGUUCCUUCUUUUCUUGGCCUGUUCAGCUUUGAAAAAGAAAUCUCCAAUCAAAAUGUCAAGGCAAACAAAAUUGCCGCCAGCAGUGAUCGUGGUUGAAAAGCCGAUAUCGCGGACACCCACUGAUUGUGAUGCAAAGUGUCCAGGUGGACGAAUGACAUUAGCGUGUUGUGAAUGCAUUGGAUGUCAUCAAGGUAUGCGAUUCGGGAAACGCUCGGCCCCUCUAUCUCUCUACGAUGUCGCCUUCGAGGAGCCGAUGCAGCCCAUGUUUCGAAAAUUUGGAGCAAAUGGAAAUCACUCCCUAUCUUUAAAUCGAGCGAAUCAACUCUAUGAAGAAAUCUUCACUAGUAGAAAAUAUCACAAAGAUUUGGCUCCCUUGAAUGGCUUCCAACAAACGAAUGCAUCAAAAGAAGAUCGCUUUCAAACUGUCAUCAAAAUGCAAAUGUUGUACCUGGUGGAUUUGGAUGUGGCUCAUCAAAUCUUGGACACCUAUGUAGAAUUGGAGAUAUCUUGGACCGAUUGGAGAUUAGCUUGGAAUUCCUCUGAAUACGAUGGACUCGAAAAGAUUUAUUUGAAUAUCGACCAGUUAUGGGCACCGGAUACUUUUGCCACAAACAGUCUCACUGCCGAACAAGUCUACCCAGACCAAUUCCGACAAUGCCGACUAUAUUCAAAUGGAUCGGUUUACUAUGAGAUGUUCGUUCGAUUUCAAUCGUCCUGUCCAACAAAUGUUCAAAAGUUCCCCUUCGACACGCAGAACUGUUUUCUGUACUUCAUGACGACUGCCUAUGCUCCCUAUGAAGUUUAUCCCCGAGGAGAACUCUUUUCAAAAUAUCUCGACGUUGGACCAGCGGGCAAUGGUGAAUGGAGUAUCGUGGAUCUGAUAGUCGAAAUGACUGAGCAUCAACUAUAUGAGGGAGCUUGUAAUUACUUGAGCAUUGCUUUGACGAGUAUGAUGUCGAUGACCACAUUCAUUCAAAUGGUCUCCGAGCAAAUGCCGAAAACGCAGCGAUUUCCACUAUUGGGCAUCUUUGUGUUGAUUUGCGUCUUUCUGAUAUCAGUCUCCUGUGUGAUCCUGGUCGCUUUCCCCGACAAACGCACGAAAAGUGUCGAAAAGGACUCAUCGGACUCAUCGGAUAGGAGAACUAUUCAACAGUCUAUUCGCGAUUUUGUUCUCUCUCGACAUUUCGGUCUUUUCACUUUCUUCCAAAUCAUCAACGUGACCAAUUUCAUUGUUUUCCUAUCAUUUUGGGAC
Molecule: messenger RNA, 1272 nt
Organism: Mesorhabditis belari
Lineage: Eukaryota; Metazoa; Nematoda; Chromadorea; Rhabditida; Rhabditidae
Source: the annotation of a GenBank genome assembly